AGUAGGAAAGGAACGCAGCGAUGCCAAGGUUCGUUCCAGGAGGGGAAAAACAGGGCAUGGACAAUCUUCAGCCGAGUAACGGCAGAUCCACCGAUUCCGGUACCGUAGAAAUCGGGAAGAGAGAAAGAGAAGUAAUGAAUCAACUGAAAACAGGGGGGAGCAGUUCCAAAUCGGUCGGGAAAAAGCGACAGAACGUUGAGCUUACGGUCAAAAAAUUUUUGAAGCAAUGGAAGAAGGUUAAGAAGAGUGCGGCGGAGAAAGUGGCUCACUCGAGGACGGAAAUGGAGAACAUGGUUGUUGCUGCUGACGAGAAGGAAAAGGAUGUUAAACUCGAGAAGGAGAAACUGGAUGGAGCUCUCGCUGCUAUGCUGCUUAUGUUAGGAACAGAGCACGUCCUUAUGCAGGCCCUGUUUCCCCCAAGCGGGAACUGCUAAAUCCAAAGUUCAAUGUCUUUUAUUCGGCUGCUUCCUACUUUCAGUUUAAUUUAUUACUCUGCUUUUGGUGUGCCCUUUUCCCCCCCUUUUUCCUUUUUUCUUUUUUAAGGGUAAUGGUCAGUAAAUUAGUAUUGUUAGAUAUUAGUAACUGAGAAUUCGAUUUCCAAAUCAAAUGAACAACCCACCUGUCGCAACGAGACACACGGCCAUUGGCCGCUUGGUGGAGUUCUUCUUCCUUUUAGCUAUAUAUGUUAUAAGUUGUAUGGCUUUGUCUUCUUAUGAGUGUUCAAGUAUUUAGAAUUUUUUUUUUUUUUCUGAGUAAUCUUAUUUGCUUCUUAGAGUGAUUGGUUUUGUGCAUCUAUUUAUUUU
Molecule: messenger RNA, 803 nt
Organism: Rubroshorea leprosula
Lineage: Eukaryota; Viridiplantae; Streptophyta; Magnoliopsida; Malvales; Dipterocarpaceae
Source: the annotation of a GenBank genome assembly